Messenger RNA from Zonotrichia leucophrys gambelii, 889 nucleotides. Its product is annotated as zinc finger protein 777-like. Bases 110 to 889 code for a protein of 259 amino acids. The record is from RefSeq and is a predicted model, not a curated record. NCBI's taxonomy places the organism in Eukaryota, Metazoa, Chordata, Aves, Passeriformes, Passerellidae. The transcript has 4 exons. Gene Ontology annotation, biological process: regulation of DNA-templated transcription.
CCCACCGCCCCAUCCAUCCAUCCCACCCCCCGCCGUGCGCUCGGUGCCGCCCCUCCGGCGGCGUGUCCCGUCCCGCGCGGUCCCGGCCCGGCCGCGGCGGCGCGGGGCCAUGGCGGAGCUCCCGGCGCGCCUCGAGGCGCUGGAGCGGCGGAUGGAGCGGGCGGAGGCGGCGCUGCGGGAGCUGCCCCUCGCCGCCCUGCAGCUCCACGGGGUCCCGGUGCGGUUCGAGGAUGUGGCAGUGCGGUUCAGCCGGCAGGAGUGGGCAAGCCUGGACGAGGGACAGAAGGAAAUGUACCGGAGCGUCAUGGAAGGCAACUACGAGAUGCUGGUGUCCCUGUACUCUGCCCUGUCCAAGCCCGAACUGUUACUGCAGCUGGAAAGUGAAGAGCUGAGCACGCCGCCAGAAUCAGAGACAGAGGCAGAAGAGAUGUCCCCAGAGGUGCUGGCUGUAGAGCCAGCCCAACAGAACUGCACCAGUGAUGAUGCACUGCUGGAGACAGAGACAAUGGACAGGGGCUGCAGGGAGCCAGAGGAAAGCGGGAAUGUGGCAGAGAAAAGCGAGAACCUGGUGGAGGAAAGCUGGGGCCUAGUGGAGAUACGAGGGAACGUGAUAAAUGAAAUCUGGGGUGUGGCUGAGGAAAACAGGAGCAUGGUAGAGGAAAACAGGAGCAUGGCAGAGGAAAACAGAGGCACAGCGGAAGAAAACAGGAGCACGGGAGAGGAAAACAUGAGCAUGGCAGAGGAAAACAGGAGCUCAGCAGAAGAAAACAAGAGCCAAGCAGAGGAUAACAGGAGCAUGGCAGAGGAAAACAGGAGCUCAGCAGAGGAAAACAGGAGCAUGCAGAGAAAACAGGAGUCAGCAGAAGAAACAGAGCACAGCAGAAGAUAA